AAAUUUCAAGAGUUUCUAGAAGACUCUAUUCAACAAAGCCAUGAAAUACGCAAAUACGUUUCGAACUUGCGAUUAGUUAUUAAAUGUUUUUCUGAACAGAAUGUUUCUGAUGAUAAUUUUCAAGAUUUAGAAUCUUUAUUAGAAGAUACUCAACGAAAUCUAAAAUCUUCUGAAAUUUUGAUGGGUAAAGCUAAUAUUGUUAAAAAUGAACUAGUAAAAAUUAGAUAUAAUCUUGAUGAGUAUAAAAGUGAUGUUCAAAGUAAUCCGAAAAAUAUCAAAUCGAAAACCAAGGAUGAGUUAAAUAAAAUAGAAGAUGAAAUCAGAAGUUCAAACCGUUGGAUCACUGCUGGUUCAGCUACUGUAGGGGGUGGAGCUGUGUUGACUGCGAUUUCUGUGGCCCUUGCUCCGUUUACUGCCGGUGCUAGUAUCGCUAUAGAAGCCGCAGUCGUUGGUAUUAUUGUGGGUGCCGCUAGUAUAGGUGGUGGAGCUGCUGCUGCUAUAAAAGAAGGAAUAUCCAAACAUAAAAAUUCCGCCAGAAGUGAAGAUGUCAAAGGCAAAUUAGAAGAAGAAAAGAGCGAAUUAAUAUCUAUCAUUGAGAGAAUGGAAAAUGAUCUUGAAUCAAUCGUCGCAACAAUUGGUAAACUUAUCGGAUAUUGGGAAGUUCAAAAAGAAACCAUUUCUGGUCUUUUAGAAAAAGUGAAUGCCGCAAGUAAUAGUGGAAGAUCUAGCAACAUGAUAAUUAGGGCUAUUGAUCAAUCUUCAAAAGAAUUGGAAUUAGAUGAACUUUAUGCCAAAGAUUUCUGUAUCACAAUCAGAGGUUUAUUGGCAAAUGAUCAGGCCAGAUUUAACAGU
This is a messenger RNA of Scutellospora calospora, 852 nucleotides long. The record is from the annotation of a GenBank genome assembly. NCBI's taxonomy places the organism in Eukaryota, Fungi, Glomeromycota, Glomeromycetes, Diversisporales, Gigasporaceae.